This is a messenger RNA of Paraphaeosphaeria sporulosa, 2376 nucleotides long. RefSeq names its product xanthine/uracil permease family protein-like protein. Gene Ontology annotation, biological process: transmembrane transport. NCBI's taxonomy places the organism in Eukaryota, Fungi, Ascomycota, Dothideomycetes, Pleosporales, Didymosphaeriaceae. Gene Ontology annotation, molecular function: purine nucleobase transmembrane transporter activity. The transcript has 5 exons. Bases 221 to 1951 code for a protein of 576 amino acids. The record is from RefSeq and is a predicted model, not a curated record. Gene Ontology annotation, cellular component: plasma membrane.
CACUCCCAAACGGCGAGACCAAUUUUCUCCUGGUCGCCAAGCCAGACCGAGCAAACCCUUAUCUCCUGGUGCGGGAUGCCGCAGAGUUCACAUUUCACGAGCGCAAGCCGAUUUAAAUAAGACCCACGCCCUGCCAAUCCGAGGCACGGCGCAGAUCACCUUUCAAACUCACCGCACCUAUACCCCCAGCAGCGGUUGUAUCGUGGAGAACACCUUCAAGAUGGGCUGGGUUCACAAUUUCAAUGAUUCGGUCGCAAAGUCGGCCGUUGGUCGGUGGUUCCGUCUCGAUGGCUCCGGACAUCCCAAAGCUCGCGCUGGGAGUCGCUUCUUCACCGAGAUCAGAGCCGGAAUGGCGACCUUCUUCGCCAUGGCAUAUAUCAUUGCAGUCAACUCGUCGAUAACUUCGGACUCUGGCGGUACUUGUGUUUGCCCGGCUGAUCAGCUUGAGUCAUUGUGCGUUGACUACGAACCAUACCUGCUUUGUGUGCAAGAGAUCAACCGCGAUCUGGUUACUGCGACUGCUGCGAUUUCGGCUCUGACCUCUUUCUGCAUGGGGCUCUUCGCCAACAUGCCAAUCGGUCUCGCACCCGGAAUGGGUCUAAAUGCGUACUUCACGUAUACCGUUGUUGGCUUCCAUGGAUCAGGUAUGGUGCCGUACGAGGUUGCACUUACCGCUGUCUUCAUGGAAGGUUUCGUUUUUGUCGGCCUGACCCUUUUCGGUAUCCGACAGUGGCUUGCAAGGGCGAUUCCGGCCUCGAUAAAACUCGCGACGGGUGUGGGUAUCGGUCUGUACCUGACCAUCAUUGGCCUGAGCUACUCUGCCGGUAUUGGACUCAUCACUGGCGCAAAAUCGACCCCUCUGGAGCUCGCUGGAUGCGUCCACACGCCUGGACAGUUGGAUACUGAUGGCCUCGCCUGCCUCAGUUCCUACAAGAUGCGCAACCCGACCAUGUGGAUCGGCAUCUUCUGCGGCGGCUUUGUGACCGUCCUGCUGAUGAUGUACCGCGUUAAGGGUGCCAUCAUCGCCGGUAUCCUGCUCGUUUCCAUCAUCUCCUGGCCUCGCGGGACCGCCGUCACCUACUUCCCGCACGACACACUUGGUGACUCCUCGUUCGACUUCUUCAAGCAGGUCGUCGCCUUCCGCCCUAUCAAGCAUAUCCUAGGUGCUCAGAAAUGGAACAUCUCCGGACACGGCGGUCAGUUCGCGCUGGCUUUCAUCUCCUUCCUGUAUGUCGACAUUCUCGACUGUACCGGUACUCUGUACUCUAUGGCUCGAUUCGCGGGCUUGAUCGACGAACGAACUCAGGAUUUCGAGGGCAGCUCGAUUGCAUACACGGUCGACGCUCUCGGUAUUUCGAUCGGCAGUCUUUUCGGUACUCCUCCUGUCACCGCGUUCAUUGAGAGCGGUGCUGGUAUCUCCGAGGGAGGCAAGACGGGACUGACUGCUAUGAUGACGGGAUUUUGCUUUUUCAUCUCCAUCUUUUUUGCGCCCAUCUUCGCAUCGAUUCCUCCGUGGGCCACUGGAUGUACCCUGAUCAUCGUGGGGUGUCUCAUGGCUUCAGCGGCAAAGGACAUCAACUGGCGCUACAUGGGGGAUGCGAUCCCGGCGUUCCUCACCAUCACCAUCAUGCCCUUCACCUACUCGAUCGCCUACGGUAUGAUUGCGGGUAUCUUCUCGUACACCAUCAUCAAUGGCAUCGUGUGGAUCGUAGAGAAGGCGUCGGGCGGCCGCCUCGUGCCCGAGUACAAGGAGGAGAAGGACGCAUGGACGUACAAGAUUCCCGGCGGAAUCCUGCCGCCGUGGCUCAACCGUCUCCGGCGCGGAAAGAAGGACUUCUGGAGGAGCGACGACGAGUCGGAGGGUGUGCCUGGCGCUGGCGUCGUCAGCGAGCGCAAGAGCGAGACAAGCGAUGUCCCCGUGGACCACGAGAAGGGCCCGAAGGUGGCUUAAAAAUGUGCAAGGAGCGGCGGAUUUGAGUUUUGGUUGCAGGCCAACAGGUUGGAACACGGUCUUGUAUUGUCAUGUUGUCCUAUGAACAUGUGCCAGCUUUGGCAUGUACAGUUGGCCGAGUGGCCGGCAGGAUCAUAAGGAUCGAAGAUACCCUCGCUUUGAAAAUCGAACAUAUUUGGCAAAGCAGUCCUCAGCGUGCGCGUGAGACGACCACCAACAUAACUUCCAUCAGUCCGUGGACCUUGCUCACUACCAAGGUCCAUCGGUCAUCGCAGAGCUCCCCAAUCACACCCACAUGUUAGCAGGAAGCAGGUGUCACGGCGUGACAUUCUGUCUUCGCUCUCCGAAGCGCAGCGCGAGUCGGAGGCACGGCGAAUCGGAGCGGCAUCUGGCCAGGCCGUCCUCGGCUGACCCCGCCUGGCCUG